Molecule: messenger RNA, 780 nt
Organism: Dioscorea cayenensis subsp. rotundata (Guinea yam)
Lineage: Eukaryota; Viridiplantae; Streptophyta; Magnoliopsida; Dioscoreales; Dioscoreaceae
Product: putative UPF0481 protein At3g02645
Exons: 2
Coding region: 1-780 (259 amino acids)
Source: RefSeq, a predicted model, not a curated record
AUGGCGGAGGAUCAUUCCAUGAAACUGCUAAUGAUGGUUCUAGUAAUAUCAAACAAUUCUUCCUCUCAAGUAAUCACCAGUCUUCCGGUGUUCUCUGUCCUUAAAAAACCAGUUGAAUACCUUUUCUUCUCAGGAACAAGUGCAAAUUCAAAGACCGAAAAGUCACGUUCGAAUUCGAGCAUCAACAAGCAACCAUUGAUAGAAGAGAUCAUGAUUCCAUCAGUGAGGGAACUUGUCAAUGCCGGCAUUAGCUUUUCUGCAACAAAAGGCGAUGUGAUGACGAUUCAAUUCGAUAUGAAGACAGUCACCUUAUACCUUCCUACUGUUAAAUUGGACAGCAACACUGAAGUUGUACUAAGGAACUUGGUUGCCUAUGAAACAUCAAUAGCAUCAGGACCUUUAGUUUUUACUCGAUACACCGAGUUAAUGAAUGGAAUUAUCGAUACUGAUGAGGAUGUAAAGCUUCUAAGAGAACAAGGGAUUAUCUUGAACAAAAUGAAUAGCGAUGGUGAGGUUGCUAAGCUGUGGAAUUCAAUGAGUAGUUCAGUUAGGCUUACAAGAGUGCCAUUUCUUGAUAAGGUGAUAGAAGAUGUGAACAAGUAUUAUAACGGUAGAUGGAGAGUAAAGACUAUAAAGUUCAUGAAGAAUUAUGUGUUUGGUUCAUGGCAGUUCCUCACAUUUCUAGCAGCUAUUCUGUUGCUUUUGCUGACCAGUUUGCAAGCAUUUUGUUCAGUUUAUAGUUGUGCUCGCUGGAUCAAUGCAACAAUCAUUGGGCAAUGA